CAUCUCACAUUCCUGACUCUCGUUCUUCAAUGUAUCAUCAUUUUAAUCCUACUUUAGGGGAUUGAAAACUUACAAAGACAUCUUCAAGGGACCCUUGUUGAAGUGGAUAUACACAAUCUAAAAAUUUGGCUGAUUGCAAUUUUCAGGUGAUCAUCAAGCUAGCUAACCAGUUUCUUGAUCGAGGAUGAGCAAUACACAAGGUCAGUCGUGGACAGAGACAUUCUUCACUGACUGGCCUCUACCAGAUUGGAUCAAUGCAGGCCAUGAAGAUAAGCAAGAUGUCAGACUUUUUAAUCCGCAGAAGAAAUGGAUGCUGGGAAGAUCCGCAGAUACCGGACGAUACUCUGAGUUUGGCAGAAUACAAGGCAUAAAUAUAACGAGGCCUAUUGCCGCAGAUAGCCGUGUAGUAUUUUUAUCUCACUAGUUGAUUUCAAACCCCCUUCUCGAAUUCUCUUCCAAA
Molecule: messenger RNA, 460 nt
Organism: Aspergillus neoniger CBS 115656
Lineage: Eukaryota; Fungi; Ascomycota; Eurotiomycetes; Eurotiales; Aspergillaceae
Exons: 2
Coding region: 185-424 (79 amino acids)
Source: RefSeq, a predicted model, not a curated record